Sebastes umbrosus (honeycomb rockfish) is the source of this 2098-nucleotide messenger RNA. RefSeq names its product DLA class II histocompatibility antigen, DR-1 beta chain-like. Gene Ontology annotation, cellular component: MHC class II protein complex; membrane. The transcript has 5 exons. The coding region runs from base 33 to 863 and encodes 276 amino acids. Lineage: Eukaryota; Metazoa; Chordata; Actinopteri; Perciformes; Sebastidae. Gene Ontology annotation, biological process: antigen processing and presentation of exogenous peptide antigen via MHC class II; positive regulation of T cell activation; peptide antigen assembly with MHC class II protein complex. The record is from RefSeq and is a predicted model, not a curated record. Gene Ontology annotation, molecular function: MHC class II protein complex binding.
CACACACUUUUGACCACACCUGUCCACCAAAAAUGUUGUUGGGAACUCUGUUACUUCACUUCCUCAUGUUCUCAGAGCAAAAUCAAGUCACUUCCUUUCAAAUGUGUCUUUUGUCAUAUGUCAACAUGCAUAUUCACAGCUUCUUUUCACUGCUGUUUCUGCUCCUGUUGUUUUCAAGAGCAGAUGCUCUCUUUGGUUAUGGUUUGCUUUGCUGCCAGUUUACUUCCCCUGAUGACCUUGUUUAUGUGGAGCAAAUCUACUAUAAUAAGGUGUUUCUGAUCGAGUAUAACAGCACUGAGGGGAAAUAUACCGGCUACACGGAGAAAGCUAAAGAGCUUGCAGAUGGCCUCAACAAAAGCCCUGCUAUGAAGAGAAAAGAAAAAAAGAAUGAAGAGAAAUACAGAAGCAGCGUCCCAUUGAUACUAGCUCUCCUUUCAAAAACAGUUGAGCCCUCCGUCAGGGUGAGAUCAGUUGAUGCAGCGAGCAGCAAACAUCCAGGCAUGCUCGUCUGCAGUGUGUACGGCUUUUAUCCCAAACAAAUCAGAGUGGCUUGGCUGAGGAACGGAAAGGAGGUGACAUCUGAGGUGACUUCCACUGAGGAACUGCCCAAUGGGAAUUGGCUCUACCAGAUGCACUCCUAUCUUGAGUUUACACCCAGACCCGGAGAGACAAUCACCUGUAAGGUGGAGCAUGCCAGCCUCGUGGAGCCUGGGCUUUAUGACUGGGACCCGGCACGUGAGUCACAGAGGAAUAAGAUCGCGGUCGGGACAGCAGGGCUGCUGCUGGGUUUGGUGUUUUUAGUUCCUGGGCUGAUUUACAACAAGAAGAACACUGCUGGCCGAGAGUUGGUGCCAACAAGUUAAGGCCAAGCCAAAAUGUAAAAUGACCUGACUGUGGAAUCAUGUCACCAAAAUGGCAGAGGACCGAAUAAAUAAGGUUUUUAUGUGGAGCUGCACUCAAUUCUUAAGGAUCGAGGUUGAUGUGCUGUAUAUCGUAUCUACAGGAAUAAUUAAUGUUGCAAUAGUUAAUCUAUUAAAAGUAAGCUUUUAUUGAAGUUUCAGGAAAAUUGUUUGAAAAUAUUCUGUCAAAACCUACAUUUUCUUUUGAACUGUACGCAUUAUCAUGAUUUAAGAGCAUAUUUUCCAUGAAAUGGUUUGACUAAACCUUGAAAUAUUCUGUUGUUGAGAUGAAAAACAGGAACGAUUUAAUUAGUAUUUACUUUGAUUUCUCCAGUGCUAUAUAUUGUAGUAGACUAAAUGUAUUUGACAUGAUUUGUAAAUAUUAAUUUAGACAAUGAAGGUUUGAAGAUUUGAAUGUGAAAGUUGUUCAAGUAUAUUUGGACAUUUUUUGUUGAUUGAAAAUGUAUACACAGCACUAUGGUUCUGGCUUAUGGUGCCUUCAAAUAAGAUAAGAUAUUCCUAAAAUAAGAUGUUCCUUUAUUAGUCCCAUAGUGGGGAAAUUUGCAGAAUGGGGUCGUGUUUACCGUGUUCACGAGAGUCCAUAUGAACGCCCCCCUCUUGUAGUAUUCACAACCUUGUAAGUGGAAAGUUUCUGAAAGCUCCAAGUUCGAUGACGGAGGCCAUGGAUGUUAAUUUUCGGCGCAUAAUAAGUUGAUAUAUUGUAAUUUUAGUCAUAUAUUGUUUUUUUUUGUAAUUUUAUAAUAUGUCUAUUGAAAAUGUUGAUAUUCCCAACGGCCUCAUAUUUUUCCUCUGUCAUUAUGCCUUUGCAUUUACUGCAUUAUGUUACCCGCUUGCUAGCUUGCUAAAUUGUUAGCCUCUGUGGCUUUAAGACGCCGACAGUAACGUUAAUAUUGUCGUUGCUUAGCAGCGGUGUUCUCACGACUUAACCACUUGGAGUUGGUGUCACCAGCUCAGAGGACGGCUCGUUGUGAUUAAAAUUAUGUUGUAGCUCGUUUUCUACCUUACUACGGUUAGAAAGAGCCUUCGUUUGUGUUUUAACAACAUUUUGUUUAUGAGUUAUUGAUCCGGGAAGUUCGAAUCUGUCAAUAUUUUUCGAACUUUGGUAAACUAGUUCAGUUCUGCAUUACUCUUCCACAAUGAAAAAGUGAAUAAACUCUUCAUCUGUAGAACGGUGUUGA